AUGCCUGGAGGCAGGACCGCACACUCAAGGUUUAAGAUCCCGCUCAACAUUGACGAAGGCGCAACAUGUAGCUUUACGAAGCAGAGUGGGACGGCCAAGCUCCUUCGCAUGGCAUCUCUCAUAAUAUGGGACGAGGCCUCCAUGACAAAGCGCCAGGCAGUUGAGGCACUCGACAAUAGCAUGCGGGAUAUAAUGGGCCGACAUGACCUGCCAUUUGGGGGGAAGGCCGUUGUGUUUGGCGGGGACUUUAGGCAGGUCCUCCCAGUUGUCCGGAAGGGGACAAGGCCCCAGAUUACCGACGCGACUUUGCGCAUGUCAUACCUAUGGGAAAGCAUGCGACAACUCAAGCUCAUUCGUAACAUGAGGGCACAUAACGAUGAGUGGUUUGCAGAUUUCUUGCUAUGUGUCGGGAAUGGCACCGAGGAGACAGACGAGGACAGCAACAUUUGCCUGCCUCAAGAAAUUUGUGUGCCGUGUACUGGGAAGGACGCUGACCUUGACAAGCUAAUUGAACAUGUCUUUCCUUGUCUAGAUGAGAACCUGACCGACCCGAAUUACAUCACAUCUCGAGCAAUUCUAUUGACCAAGAAUGAAAAUAUCGACACGAUAAACUUGAGGAUGAUAGAGCGUUUCCAAGGUCAAGAGAUGGUAUAUCACAGCUUCGAUCGGGCGGAGGAUGAUCCCCACAACUACUACCCCUCUGAAUUUCUCAACUCACUCACUCCAAAUGGGCUUCCUCCACAUGUUCUAAAGCUGAAGAUUAACUGUCCAGUUAUACUUCUGCGGAACAUCGACCCUGCUAAUGGACUAUGCAACGGAACAAGGUUGGUUGUUCGGGGGUUUCAAAAAAACGCUAUCGAUGCUGAGAUUGUGCUAGGACAACAUACUGGAAAGAGGGUGUUCCUCCCUCGUAUACCCUUGUGCCCCUCCGAUGAUGAGAUGUUCCCUUUUCGGUUUAAGAGGAAGCAAUUUCCAAUAAGGCUAAGUUUUGCUAUGACAAUCAACAAGGCACAAGGGCAGACCAUUCCUAAUGUUGGUGUUUACCUGCCUGAUCCUGUUUUCUCCCACGGCCAGUUGUACGUCGCACUGUCUAGAGCCACCGCUAGAAGAAAUAUAAAGAUAUUAGCCAUCUCUAAUUGCGACAGGGAUGUCCGAUCCAAAUCUAGAAAGUCUAGAGGAACAAAAACUCGAAAGAUCCUAGACACCGCUGGAAAUGGCAAAAAGGGCAACGAUUUGCUGUCCAAGUCAGCCAAGUCUCAAGGGACAAUUACGCGAAACAUAGUGUACAGGGAAGUUCUCACAACAUAG
Brachypodium distachyon (stiff brome) is the source of this 1308-nucleotide messenger RNA. RefSeq names its product ATP-dependent DNA helicase PIF1-like. NCBI's taxonomy places the organism in Eukaryota, Viridiplantae, Streptophyta, Magnoliopsida, Poales, Poaceae. Bases 1 to 1308 code for a protein of 435 amino acids. Gene Ontology annotation, biological process: DNA repair; telomere maintenance. Gene Ontology annotation, molecular function: DNA helicase activity. The record is from RefSeq and is a predicted model, not a curated record. The transcript has a single exon.